Megalopta genalis is the source of this 7646-nucleotide messenger RNA. Its product is annotated as protein qui-1. Gene Ontology annotation, molecular function: protein binding. Lineage: Eukaryota; Metazoa; Arthropoda; Insecta; Hymenoptera; Halictidae. The record is from RefSeq and is a predicted model, not a curated record.
AAAUGUUCAGAACCUAUAACUCGUGUACACUGUGAUAUCGAAAUUCGUCGGAAUGUUAUCUGUCAAAAUACACACUUGGUAAUGUAGGACAACAACGAGGAUUGCAUCUACCCCCUCGAAGAUGGCGCCAGGCGAGACUGUGCCCAGGUGAGUCGGCGUACGGCGCAUGCGCGCGACCCAUCGCCUCGCUUGAGCCACGCUCGGCCCUUGGCGUCAGUAGUGGUGCGGCGCCUGUGGUGAGGGUUGGUGUUUUUCAUCGCAGCCGAGACAACAGACCGAUUCACCGGGAUAUUAAUAAAAAUGGGCACAACCUAGUUCGCACGGGAAGAUUCACCGGAAACGACCGUCGAAGAUGAUGUGUUACGUUAUUUGACCAACGCCGUCGAUCAGCAAUAUAAAAAUUCAGUACAAAGUAAAAACGCGGAACGAUUUUUAAAAAAAUCGAACGAACAAACAAACAAACAAACAAACAAAGUAACGAAUCGAUGCCGAAGCGAGGCGAGAACGAGGGAGAAUAGAACUGAAAUUAGAUUCGUGAAAAGAAGAGAAACGAUAGAGAUUCUCGACGAUACAACGAGAGAAAUCGAAGGAGGAGACAAGGAAAGGGGCCGGAUGCGAGGACAAUCUUCACCGAAGUUACCUAAUUAAUUACUUAAUCGGACGGGAUCUCGCGAAAUCCGAUAUUUCUUGACGACCGAGAGAUCUCUGAUUCCUUUGUAAAUGUAUUAUUGAAAGUUAAUGAUAAUAACGAGAGGUUGUUUAUCCAUCGUAUUGUCAUCGUCGCGAUUUAAUUAUUGUUAAUGUUAAGAGAUAGUUGCUGUUUUAAGAGAGAGAGAGAGAGAGAGAGAGAGAGAGACAGAUAUCGAGACGACGACUGAUGUCGGAGAAACGAGAUACAUAUUUUGAUUGUUGUUGCACGGAGAUACAAUCAAUAACGAGAAACGAGAAUUCGAUGAUUAUGAUUAGAGAUUUAAGAAAGUAUAUGUAGGUGUUGAAACUUGUGCGACGAUAUAUAAAUAUAUAUAGAAAUAUAUAUAUGUAUAUCUAUAUAGAUAUAUAUAUAGAAAGAGAGAGACAGAGAAUUAUAUAGAAUAGUUUGUGUCCAUGGGGUCCAUGUUUAAAGAGAUUAUCUAGAGAAAAUAAGGUCGUUUUUAUUGUUGCUAUUUAAAGAGAAGGGGAACAUUAUCGGAAGAGCGAAGGAACAAGAAAAGAGUCGAAGAAGAAUCAUCAACUACUACAAAGAGAGCGGACUGCAGAAUAUUUUCGUGAGAAGGGAGAGAAUGUUGCACUGAAGCCGAGGGCUUAAGGAUCGCCGGGAUGAAUCUGGAAGUGGAGCUGAUCGCGGGGGUGAUCAAGGGCGGACCACCCCCAAAAAACUUGCCAGCGCCGAGGCUGAUUAAAAUUUUCAUCGCUGGAGAAUGGAACGAGUUCGUCUCGGAAAGGAAACAGUUUUUGGAACUCGUCGGGCCGGAACUGCAAUCGAUGUAUGACGACAUGGGUAUCGAGGUGUUAUUAGUGGACAUGCAUUAUGCAACGAACGUGAAUCCCGAUCGAAAUCCGUUUCUAGCCGAACAGUUUCUCGAUGAGAUACGUGCCGCACAUCAACAUUCGAGGGGCUGUUUCUUUUUGGUGUUGGUCGGCGACGAAUACAACGCAGGAUGGCUGCCGACAAAGCUCGCCGAAGAUACUUACGAAAUUCUUUCGAGUCACUGCUCAAUGAUGGAAGAAUAUUACGAACGCGACAGUAAUAAUUGCUACAUCCUGAAGGCUGGCAGAUACGGUACAGUAGAAGACAGUUGGCAGAGCAAAGAACCAACGAUGAGGGAAGCUUUGAAGAAAGCGGCAGAAGCCAUUGUUUCAGAGAAACGCGACAAUGAGGAAAUCAGACAAAUAUUGAAGAGCACUGCGGAAAGACAAUUGGAGUACGCCUUAACGUUGGACGAAACUCGAGAGGGGAUCAUAACGGUGGUGCGAACAUGGAAAGGGAAGAAAAGUCCAAGGUCGGUGGCGUCGUUGAAAACUCUGGCGUCGGAUAAUCUUCCGUCGGACAACAUAAUAAACGUGGAAGUAGAACAGGAACCCGGCGGUAUUAAUCCGAACCACAGGUCGCACAAGGUCUACCUAUCCCACGUGUGCCGUUUGCUGGUGAACCGAGUGCAAACUCUGGUUAACGCGUCCAUCGAGGCCGACCCCGAGAUGAAAAGCAAAAAGAAAAUGGUGCAGGAGGUUUACGCCGAGAGCCUGAUGCACCUCGCCCUUCUCAGGAACGUGAAACCUUGCGAGGAGACCAACGAACACAUACAACGGAUUAAGGAGCUUUUAAUAUCCGGUAAAUGCCAGAAGCAUGGUCCGAUACUGGUGAAGGGUGGAAAAUAUUCCGGUAAAUCGUCUCUGCUCUCGAGGAUUUACAUGGAAGCGAGUUCCUGGCUGGGUUCCACGACAUUUCCAGUAGUUCGGCUCUGCUCCUCCACCCCCCGGUCCGCUUACAGUUUAGAGCUGCUUCGAGUACUAUGCCAACAUAUCGGAUUCCUCUCGGGCCAAUUGGACGGUACCCUGCCGAAAGACGCUUCCUUCGACCCGCUCUAUUUGAACAACUGGUUCGGCCAGAUCAUGAGAAAGAUCGAGGAGGAGCCUCUGAAGGAACAGCUGUUGAUCCUGAUCGACGACCUGCAUCGGCUGCUCCCCCUGGAAUGCGACAUCAUCGCCGCUCUGUCGUGGCUGCCUUUAAAUUUACCUGCAGGGGUGCAUCUGGUGGUAACGACGGCCAUUCCGCCGGAAAUGCUGCGGUUGACGCCAACGCAGAAGGAACGGCUCCGAAGUUCUCAGAUCUUGGUCGAACUUCAAGAUCCACCGUUGGACGCGCAGGACGCGGAUAACGUGUUCGAUCAAUUAGAGAAACUGGUGGGUCGGUGUGCCGCAGACAGGCUCGGCGCGAUUCUGGCCUCCUCGGAGUACGGUCUCUCUGAGACCGAAGUCCUCGAAGUGAUCAUGCCAACGAUCGAAGACGGCCCGCUAUUUCUCAAGGACGGGAAAUACAAUUUCUCGACGUGGACGUUGGCCAGAAGAACGUUCGCCGAUUAUUUGAAGGUUUGCGUGAUGAGCGGAAGACUGUUGUUCUCGUGGCGCUAUCCGAUCCGAGAUCUGGCGAGAAAACGGUACUUCGCUAAUCAGGAGAUCCUGAAGAGCUACCACGGCGAGCUGGCGAACCUCUUCUUCUCGGAGGAGUUCGAUGAGAAGGACGACAAGUCGUCGCCGGAAGAAGAGACGCCAAAGAAGACGCCGUUUCAGAGUAGACCGAGAUCCAACGACACCGCGUACAACUUGAGGCACGUGGAGGAGGCUUGGCUGCAUCUUCUGAGGGCCGGGGACGUCGAGAAACUGAAGAAGUUGGCCGUGUGCGCCUUCGACUUUCUGCUCGCCGCGGUACAAAUGGUCUCAGUUAGCUAUUUGAGGUGUGUCUUGGAGCAUUCGCGGAGGUACUUGCUGGAGAGAGACUUGGAGUUGGUGUAUUACACCGUGAGAAAGUGCAGCGACAUUUUGACGAGGGAUCCCCUGCAACUGGGAGCCCAGCUCAUCUGCUGGCUGAGACCUGUCGCCGAAGAUUGCGGAGACUUGGUGAGCAGAAUGGUAACAGCGGCGAUGGCAUGGUGCGACGGCUACACUGCGCCGUUAUUAGUGCCAUUGAAUGGAUGGCUGCAGCCACCCUUGCCCCUACAAAUUCGCACGCUCUCUUGCCCGCAGGGGGUCAAACUGGUCGAGGUCGCUCCCUCCGGGCAACACGUUAUCGUAGUGCCCUUUCAAGGGGACGCCCAACUCUGGCACGUUAUGUCCUCCCAGUUGGUCCACACGUUCAAAGGCCACUCGAACCCAAUAUCAUGCUUAGCCGUGACACAACACUCGCAAUACUUGCUGACAGGCUCCGAGGACACUUCCAUCAUCGUUUGGGACAUGAAAGAAUUCAGUUUAAAGCUAAGAAUACGAGAACAUAUCGCUCCCGUUCUGUGCUUGACCACUGCGCUCAAGAACACUGUGAUUGUCAGCGGCGGCGAGGACUCUAGGAUCAUCAUCACGAGCCUGCUGACCGGCUACGUUCUGAUCAAGGUCGACCAUCAUAGAGGUCCGGUGAACUCUGUCCGCGUCAAUUCGGCCGGCGAGAUCCUGGUCUCCGGUUCGUCGGACUGCACCGUCUGUCUCUGGUGUCUGGAGAGGUUCACGUUGCUGAAGAGCAUAACUCUGCCAACGGCGGUGAUGAUGCUGGACGUGUCCGCCGAUUCGUUGUUCCUGCUGGCCGCCUGCGAGGACCAGAAGCUGUACCUGAGGUCCCUUGCCACGGGCACCGAGAUUCAUACCUUGAGGGGCCAUCAAGGCGACGUGAAGAGCAUCUGCUUGGCCAAGGACUGUAGAAGAGCCGUCGUGGGCGGGGCCAAGGGCAAGGUCUCCGUCUUCGACAUGCACAGCGGUAGAUUGACCAGAACGUUGCCUGCCAAUCCCUCUGCCGAUGUCUCUGCUGUCAAGGUAACAGAGAAGGACGACUUCUUGAUCACGGCGACCGGCGACAGAGUCACCUAUUGGAGUUUCCGGGGCGAGGAGGCCUUCCCGAAGACCCUGAAGUCUGGGAAACAGGAAUCUCUGCACCCUCACACAGCUUCGAUCUCCUGUUUGGACAUUUCUAGAGACGGAGCGAUGGCAGUCACCGGCGGCGUCGACUCCAUCGUGAAUCUCUGGCAGUUGAACACCCACGAGCUGCUCUCCACUUUCGAGGGACACAUCGCCAGCGUGACCUGCAUCGCUUUCUCUGCUUCCGGGUUGUUCGUUGCAUCCGGCUCAGAGGAUAAAACGGUCCGAGUCUGGGGUCUGACCUUGGGCCUGAUGGUGGCAACGUUCAGGCAUCAGGCCCCUGUCACGUCGGUAACAGCUAUGUUCGACGGCCGAAGAAUCGUCAGCUCGGACAGGAGUGGCGCCAUUCGAGUUUGGGCAGCUGAUUCCGGUACUCUGAUUCAAUCCGUUGGCGGACGUGGUCGGUGCAUUACGGUUUCCACCGACAUGAAGUUUGCGGUGUGCGACACGGGAGACAAUCAAGUACGAAUAGUAAGCUUGGGGACCGGCCCGGAAGAGAAGUACCAAGUGUCGCAUUCCCAGGACAUCACCUGUCUCGUGGUCACCCCGGACUCUCAGUCUCUGAUCACAGGCUCCGUGGACAUGAGCCUGAAGGUUUGGCAGCUCGCAGGAGGGAAAUUGUCGCAGGUCCUGGUGGGUCAUACGGACCACGUGACCUGCGUCGCGGUCGCCGUUCUGGACAAGGCAAUCGUGGUGUCCGGGUCGAGGGACGCGAACCUAAUCGUCUGGGACAUCAACACCGGCGCCGACGUGCACACCCUGAAAGGACAUCUAGGCUUCAUAACUUGCGUGAGGCUGUCGGGCGACGGAACCUUGGCAGCGUCCGGUAGCGAGGAUAAGAGUCUGAUCGUCUGGGACACGAAGAAGGGCUGUUCCCUCAGCAGCAUCAUGCUGCACGUGCCGGUGGUGGGUCUGGAGGUGGCUAUGGACAUGUCCAGGCUGGCUCUACACCUGCUCGAGCACAAGUGCAUGCCUAUACUCUGUUUGCACAACACUCCGGCCCAGUAUGUCAAAUUGCCCGACUACGUCGCACCUUGGUGCGACGUCAGGGACAUGAGGCCGGCGGGUCCGAAGAGACCCACGAAGAGAUUGCUGAAGAAGGAGGUGUCGUUGGACAGCGACACUUGGCGCAGGAAGUACGGUCACCUGACAUCAGGGAUGUCGGCGUCGUCGGUGGAGAAUCUUCAGAGACGUUUCAGCGUGAGCACCUCCAUGGAUGAGAUCAGCAAAGUGGGAUUAACGAGCAGUUCGUCGGGACUGGGCCCGGAACAAGCUGCUCUUGCCCAGUCGCAACAUUUUGACCAAUUAGAAGCGCUUUGGAAUAUACAGUCACCGCCAUCCAGGUCACGAUCACAUGGUAGAACCUUGUCCAAGCAGAGUUCCCUGCAGGCCACACGGAUCUCCGACUCUGAGGAGGAGGGUCUACCGGCUUAAGGCACAGUCACAUUAGAAAUCAAAUCCUGAGAGUCUAAUCUCUGGAAGAUCCUAAUCAUCGUACCUUCUUCUCCAUUCGACCAGUAGAGGAACGAUGGAGAAACAAAUAAUGGAACAAAUAGGAAAAGAAAAAAAAAUACAAAAGUACGUCCCCCGCAGCAAUGCUCUAAGUUACGAAAUAUUCUCGUGUGUCCGAUGCAAUAAACGUGUGUGUAUGGAAUAUACAUCUACACGCGUAAUAUCGAUAUUUAAAGAGGAAUAAAUUGAAGUGGUUUAUUUUCAUCGUUCAUCGCCCCACCUGCUCGCGAACGAUUAUAUUUUCGUUCGACGUUGUUAGUUUACCAACAAAACUCGUUUUGCAAUGAAUUUUCUGGCGACUUUAUUUCGCAGAAAUAACAUGUAUAUAUUAUAUAUUCUUAUUUAUACAUAUAUUAAUCGUGAUUAACACUUUACCUACUGGAACCAAUGAACGUUUCAACGAUUGUGCUGUACCGGGGAAAAAUUGAAAUAAUAUAUCGAUCUAUGAAUAGAUUUGCUGUCGCAAAUGACAAAUGUUUUUUCUAGAAUUUGCGAAGUCACUUUUGGCAGGUAAAGUGUUAAUUAACGGGCAAGAUGCAAAUAUUUUACGCUUACAAAAAUAAUCAUUUACAAAUUGCAAUGUAUGUUUACUAGACUGCAGGCGUUACACAUUUAUAAUAAUAAUUUAUUAUAAUUCCUCUUGUGUGUGUGGAACAACGUGACAUGGAAAAAUAUUUGUGUUGGUUGAGUGAGAUUGCCAUUUUUAUCGGAGUCCAGCGAAAUCUUGUAAAAGAAACUUCACUUGAAUAUUUAUAUUUGCAUAGAGAGCUGCAGUCUAUAGUGUCUACACUUCAAUCUUCUGUAGGUUGAUCUGCGUAAUAAUCCGCCAUUACUCUCCAAGCCCGCGGCGCCAUAAAUCCUUCCGGCGGAUUUUCUCCGGAUUUCGCCAAUUCUACAAUGAAAAGAAAAAUGUUGAUUUGUUAAGUUUAAAUUAAGAAUAACUUUAGAUGCGUAUUUAUUUGCUCGUUGAAUAAUUUUUAAAAAGAGAACCUCCUAUUUUGCACACACAAUUAACUCAAUCGCUGUUACUUCAAUGCCGGUUUCGUAAUCAAUUAAUUUAACGUAACAUUAAUAUUUUUAAUUGUAAGGUUUCUACCAUGUCGUUUUUGUACAUUUGUAUUAGACUGUUGCUUUCGUUCUCGAUGUCAGUGUGAUUAUUAUGUCGGUGUGUACAUUAAUUUAUACAUUAAUUUAUUGUUCGGUGGCCAUAUCGGCAGAUUAUUUUUGAGCCAUUGGCGUCGAAGUGUACCGUGCAUACGUAUUUUCUACAUCGAUAUUCAAUAUUGAUAUUAAUUUCGUAUUUCUACAAUUGGCAUCGAUGUUAAUUCCUUCAGCGGCCCAUAUUGGUAUCCAGCUGAUUUCAGAUCUGUUACUUUCCGACGUUGAUGUGUACUGUUAAUGCACAUGUUGUCCAUCAAUGUUUAGUAUUAAUGUCAAUCUUGAAUUCAAACAUCCGAUAUCUCAAUAUCAAUUUUGUACAUUUAUAUUAAAUUGAAAGUUUUAUUUCCGAUAUUUAA